UCACUUUGUCUUCUUCCCCAAUCCUCACUCGAGCUCGCUCUCGCAUCUCUAAUGGCGUUCCCCUCCCCACUCCCAUGGAACCCUCCUCUUCAUCUUCGUCCUCCUCCAUCUCCCUCCUCCUCUCCUCUCUUCUCCUCGUAUCCUCUCCUCCCUGCGCCACAAAGGCACAGUGUUCUCUCCUAUCGCUCCAAUCCUCACAGAAUCGACGCGUAUAUCUCCUUCCACGCUCUCCAAAACCCUAACGAAGAGGAUUACUACCCACAAUCCCAAUCGCAAUCCGCUACAUCCGAGGCCACGGCUAAGGAGAUGAAGACGAAGAAGAAGAAGAAGAAGAAGAAGCUUCGGCCUAACUUCUAUGACCAAACCUUAGAGCGGUGGUCCGUGAAGAUCUCUUCUCAACGGUCGCGAUUCCCGUGGCAGGAGAAGAGGUCGGAAGAGGAGGAGAACGGUAGCUCAUUUCCCAUUCCAAUUUCUCAUUCGUCCUUUGAUUUGUUGGAGGAUUCCUCUGCUACAGGUAAAUCCAUCGACCCCACGUUAGCAUCUGCAACUAAAUUUAGGAGUAGUCGAUUGGAUUCCGAAUCAAAGAGUCGGUUGGAUUUGAUAGCGGAAAAAUUGAAUGAGAAUAUUGGUGAUACGAAUGAUGAUCUUAAAUUGAGCUCUGAGAGGACCUCUCUGCGUUCCAUGGAUGAAAAUCCUAAGAAUGCUAACCCUGUGGAUACUUAUUUGGGGAUUCGCUCGACGCAUGCUCCUUGGGUCCAUGGAGCUAAACUUAGACAAACCCAUUUGGAUUCCGAGGAUGAAACUGAGAAGGGAUUAGCUGAUUUAGGGUUUGAAAGAGAGGAAGAGACACGGGGAGGCCUUUUGCUGAAUGGAAACCGAAAUGCCCUUUUGGGACAAAGCAAGUCUAAUCGGAUGUUGGAUGUCGACAGAACUGAUUGUGUAGAUAAAUACAAGAGGAAGAGCUCACUGAUCACUGAAGGGUUCAAUGUUUCUCCAAGAGAUGAUGUAAAUAAUUCCAUUAAACACUAUCAGGAUUCUGAAACGACCAGUCAUGUUCGAUCAGGAGGUCAUCAUUAUAAUGUAGGAAGUCAGCAGCGCAGUACUAGUGAGAUAGUGGAGAAGCUUAGGAAUUCGAUGCACAUAAAGAAGCUACCCAAUAAAGAUAAUGGCGUUCCAAUUGAUAAAUCUGGUGAGGGGUAUGGUUCUGAUUCUGACCAGAAUAUCGCUGAGUUCAUGGGUCCAGAUUCAUUGCCAUGGGGAAGGAAGAGAGAUUCUAGUGGCGGGGAACAUAUUGGUAGUAGGAAGAGCAACACUGAACUGGCAGAGAGAACCAUCCCAGAGAAUGAGCUGCGAAGGCUUAGGUAUGCUGCAUUAAGGAUGAAAGAGAGGAUGAAGGUGGGACCUGCAGGCGUUACAGAGGCUGUGGUAGAGAGCAUACAUGAGAAGUGGAGGGAAGCUGAGGUGGUUAAAUUGCGGUUUGAAGGUGCACCGAGUCUGAACAUGAAGAGGACACAUGAGAUUUUAGAGAAUAAAACUGGAGGUCUUGUGAUUUGGAGAUCUGGAAGAUCACUUGUGUUAUUUAGGGGAAUGAGCUAUGAACUUCCUUGUGUGCAAUCAUACCCUAAAGUAGCUAAUACUGAGUCUAAUCCCAAAUACACUCAUUCCACAGUUGAUUGUACAGAUAAUGUUGAUGGGAAUAAGAUGGAGUCAUGUAGCAUUUCAAGUAUCUCUGAUGCCAAGCCUACUAUGGCUUUUCUGAAUCCUUAUAAGGGAUUUACAGAUACAUCUAAAAUCGACAGUUUGUUGGAUGAGUUGGGCCCAAGAUUCAAGGAUUGGUCGGGCCGAAUGCCAGUUCCUGUUGACGCUGACUUGCUUCCUAGCGUAGUUCCUGGUUACAAACCACCAUUCAGGCUACUUCCAUACAAGACUAAACGAGCUCUAGGAAAUAGGGACAUGACUUAUCUGCGUAGACUGGCCAGAACAAUGCCUCCUCACUUCGCUCUAGGAAGAUACAAGCUGCACCAAGGCUUAGCUAGUGCUAUGGUGAAGUUAUGGGAAAAAAGUACUAUUGCAAAGAUAGCUAUAAAGCGCGGCAUACCAAAUACAUCUAACGAGAGAAUGGCAGAAGAAAUCAAGAAAUUGACAGGGGGAACACUUCUUUCUAGGAACAAAGAAUAUAUUGUAUUCUACAGGGGAAAUGACUUCAUAAUGCCCUCAAUCCGUGAUGUGUUGAUAGAGAAACAACAGCUAGCCACUGUACAACAGGAUGAGGAAGAGUUAGCUCGGUUGAAAGCAUCAGCUUCUCUUAUGUCGAAAGCGAAAGCUUCAAAGGGUCCAUUAGUCGCCGGUACUCUUAAAGAAACUGUUGAAGCAAAUUCUCGGUGGGGAAACCCAUUAAGCAGCAAAGCAAGGGAAAAAAUGAAGAAGGAAUUGACACUAGCAAAACAUGCAUCUCUAGUGAGAUUCCUUGAGAGAAAACUAGUCUUUGCAAAAGCAAAGGUUGCAAAAGCAGAGAAAGCUUUGGCCAAAGUGCAAGAAUACUUAACUCCAGCAGAGCUUCCAACUGAUUUAGAAACUGUUACUGAUGAGGAGCGUUUCUUAUUUCGCAAGAUGGGCCUCAAGAUGAGAGCCUUUUUACUAGUUGGGAAGAGAGGGGUUUUUGAUGGAACAGUACAAAACAUGCACCUAAACUGGAAGCAUAGAGAGCUAGUCAAAAUUCUUGUGAAUGGAAAAAACUUUGCGCAAGUAAAGCAUCUAGCAAUCUCUCUUGAGGCUGAGAGUGGGGGUGUGUUGAUUUCGGUUGAUAAAACUACCAAAGGUUAUGCAAUCAUUGUUUACCGUGGAAAGAACUAUCAGCGUCCGCAGACUUUGAAGCCCAGGAAUCUGUUGACAAGGAGACAGGCCUUAGCACGCUCUAUAGAACUGCAGAGACGGGAGGCAUUAAAUCAUCAUAUUUCAAAUUUGCGGGAACGAAUUGAGAUGCUGAAGUCUCAGCUAGAUCAGAUGAAGGCUGAUAAGGAUUUUGAGGAUAAAGACUUAAUUUUGCGAGUUGAUGACGCUUUAUUGGAAGAUGAUAACGUUGAGGUUGAAGGUGAAGAGGCCUAUCUGGAAACAUAUAGCAGCGGAGACGAGGAAGAUGAUGCUGCUUUCACAGAUAUGGCUUAGAGUGAGAUGCUAUUGAAACUAGUCGUCAAGUGGCGAGUGCUGAAUGAAAAUUCUGUCUGGUAAAGAUUUAAAAGCAUAAACGAAAACAACAAACCUAAGAUUUUGUGGUUACAGCUCUUAGUUGUGUCACAAAACCCGAGGAUGAACAUGGAGAUUUUCAGAGCCAAGCAAGCAUGGAUGCCGUAAAGGGACGCAGCACAAAACUUGUACAAGGACAACAAAUAUCCAUAUGGUAUAAUUAUAUUCACCCCCCUUUGUGUUGCAAGUUCAUCUUCUCCGUAAUUGCAGCAGCCAUGCAUGUGUAGCAAUUUUACUUUCGCUACUUGGAAAAACCACAAAAAUCAUGCAAGUUGCUCUUUCCAACAAUUUCGAACAUA
This is a messenger RNA of Ananas comosus (pineapple), 3542 nucleotides long. Its product is annotated as CRM-domain containing factor CFM3, chloroplastic/mitochondrial-like. Gene Ontology annotation, biological process: RNA splicing, via transesterification reactions. Lineage: Eukaryota; Viridiplantae; Streptophyta; Magnoliopsida; Poales; Bromeliaceae. The transcript has 9 exons. Gene Ontology annotation, molecular function: mRNA binding. Bases 52 to 3165 code for a protein of 1037 amino acids. The record is from RefSeq and is a predicted model, not a curated record.